Molecule: messenger RNA, 4405 nt
Organism: Haliotis rufescens (red abalone)
Lineage: Eukaryota; Metazoa; Mollusca; Gastropoda; Lepetellida; Haliotidae
Exons: 3
Coding region: 135-2066 (643 amino acids)
Molecular function (GO): zinc ion binding; protein binding
Source: RefSeq, a predicted model, not a curated record
CCUACAUAGAUCAGGUACCCGCUACAACCAAGGUGUACGGUAGUCGAUAAGGAAGACGGGUAUGCUGCCCCACCUGUGUGAUCGUGAGAAUAUUCACGCUGGUUAUUUGUGGAAACAUUUCAUCACAUACAGAGAUGGCGACCUCACAAAAGGGAAUAGAAAAUUGUCUGACAUGUGUCAAAUGUCACGAGAUGUUUGACAAGCCCUGUACACUUGUGUGCAAUCACACCUUCUGUCGGAAAUGUGUCGUCAACUACACCAAGACCAGACCAGAAGCCAUCAGAGCCAAGUCCCUCCUCUGUGCAUUCUGCAACAAGAUGACGAAAGUGUCUGCUCCUGAGAGACCAGUGGAGGAGUGGGCGGAUGACGUCAAACCUAGCUUUGUCAUCCAGGGACUCUUGGACUCAUUUGGUCCGGAUUCUACAGAUUCCACUAAUUGCGGUUAUUGUAGAGAGGAAGGGGAGACAACUCAGACUGUUGUUUGGUGUUCUGUCUGUGAUGAUGCAAUAUGUGAGCGGUGUGCAAGGAUGCACAAACGUAAUCCAGCUUCCCGCCAUCAUGAGUUGCAUAACCUGUCAGGAGAGGUCAAGGUCACGAGACAACGAAAGCUCAUAUGUCACGAACAUCAGAAAGAAUAUCUUGAAGCUCUCUGUAAAGAUUGUAACAUUGCAAUUUGUCAUAAAUGUUGCACUUUCUAUCACAGAAGAUGCGCCUCAAUUGUCUCGAUCGAGUCCGAAAUACCAGCCAUGAAAAUGAAACUGAGCAAGAAGAAAAGAGGGUUGCAAAAUCGUCAAAAUGAGACAAACUCACAGCUACCAAAGCAAAAAGUAAACGUGAAUAAAGAAACAGUUCGGUAUUCCCAAACAGAAGCAGACAUCAAGACCGCCAGUAUUGAAUUAAUACAGCAAAUAAAACUAAAGGAACGGAAACUUCUGGAUGAACUGAAAGAGAUGUCAGACAAACACCUUGGACAACUGAAAGCAGACAUAAAGUCAGGUGAGAUGUCAGUACAGAUGUACCAACAACAGGCGGAGCUGAUAGACCAGGCUCUACAAUCUGAGUGUGACAUGGAUGUGUAUGAGAUGUAUCAGGGAUGUGAGGCUGGUGAUGUGGAGGCUGUCGGAGACGCAGACCUGAAGGAGAGGGGAAGAAUAGUCAAGGUCAUUUUCAGACAAGACAGAUCACAACACAACAGCCUCCUGGGCGUCCUAGAUGUCAUGUAUGAGGAUGUGUUGGGCCUGAAUACCACUCACGAAUUACACGACUCCAUGGACGUCAGAUUAUCAGACAGCGAGAGUGCAGCAGGACCUACCGAUGUGGCAGUGCUGGUGGUGAACAGCGAGGACACAGUUGUCGUCACAGACUACGACAACAACAACGUGAAGUCCUUCUAUACAACGAAGAGCUUGCCACAUCACGGGGUGUUAGAUCUUCACAGUGGCCCAUGGGGUCUGACAGUUCUGACACAAACACGUGUAGCUGUAACAGUGCCAGACACAAAGCAGAUUGUAACAGUAGACGUCAACCCUGACCUGGUGCUUCUGUCCACAAUCACAACUAGCAAACAGUACAUGGGGAUAACUGCUCUGACACCAUCAACACUAGCAGUAGGUGCCCGGUCUCCUCCCUGUAUUGAUAUCCUGGACAUGACAGGAAACGUGCUGACGUCCAUCAGUCCACUGCACAAUGGUCGGGACAUUUUAAAGUAUCCCACUUUCCUAUGUACCACCAGGACAGGGAACAUCCUGGUGUCUGAUGGUGAAUCCAACUCGGUGAUGUGUCUGACCCCCGGGGGAGAUGUCGUGUUCAACUACAGACCUACAGGAGACGCGGCCAUGGGGUGGCCGUGUGGUAUAACGAGUACCAACACAGGCGACAUCCUGGUUACAGACAACUUGCAGCGCAGAGUUCUACAUCUGACUGAAACGGGUCAGUUUGUUAGGGACAUUUUAACAUUACAAGAUGGGGCUGAGGAUCCAUAUGGAGUUUGCGUAGAUGGGAGUGGGCGGAUAUACGUGUGUCUUCGCAAUACAGGAUUUAUAAAUACAUUCAAAAAUAUAAACUAAAUGUAAGCUUUAGCGGUCAGAAAAAAACGUAAAUUGUGCAAUGCAAAUCUUUUCAACAAAUGCUUUUAUAGAAUUGUGACAUGCAUUGCCAUACGUGGUUUGCGGUAUAUAACAGUUAUCAGUUAUUCAACAACUGACCUCGUUGACAUUCAAGAGACAAUACCUAUGGCGAUUAAGUAGCUCCGACCAUGUGCGGUCCAACUGGAUAUUGUGAAAAUGCUCUUUAUACAGUGCCACUCUAGCUGUAUCUGCAAGGAGUUGGGUUUUAGUGGACAUUCGCUACUACACGUAUAUGUUUUUCACUCGAGCAUUGUACUGUGUUCAAAGACAUAGCCUAGCACCAGAACACGGUUAGCCAGUUCAGUAGAGCUGUACCUACGACGGCUAUAAUCUUAUCAUAGAAAUAGUCAAUACAAGAGAAUAGCCAGACUAAGAUUAUCCACCGACACAGAUUCCAUUUGGCGUAAAUAGCUGUAAAAAUAAUAUCAAUGGAUCACUGAAAAUCAGUGAUGACACCAGGUGUUCGGGAAAAGGGAACGAUGUCCUGCACUUCCGGUAGCACACACCAUUCACACAAUUUCCAUAAAAAAGUAUAUAAGUACGUCACAGUGCCUCUCAAGCUGUAACGGCAACGAGUUGGGUUCUCGUGCAGCCUACCUACCUACCUACUGGAAAAGUCUACACAGUGCCUCACAACAAAGAAUAGUCCACAUGUUUAUAUAACACACUAUCACCGUCCGUGAUAUACCGGACCGGAAUUUUACACACCACUCAAGCAUCUAAAAAUAGUAACUUCCUCACGACUGCUUACAUUAAAUAGUACUACAUUGGUGACGACUAAUUGUAGUCCAAACACAAUGCAAUGAGCGUCUACCGAAUCUUAAUAGAAACAUUUUGACUCUGUUACAAAUCAUUGAUCAACAGAAUAAUAACAGAAUUGUCGGAGGUGUGUUUCGAGGGCAACUGUAUCAUGUCCAUAGUGGGACCCAGGACAAGAAAGUUCACCUGAAUAUCUGAAAUGUGUUCACCUGAUAUUGCGGUCCCGUAUUUGAUUGCAUUUUAUUUAUCUAAAACUGUAAUUCGGUCUUCGAAAGGCUUUUAAAACUGAUACACAUGAGGAAGAGAAUUUAUGGAUGUCCAUUGCUAAUCACCAUCAGCGCCAGUCAUCAGUUGUCUUCCCUUGUGUCUGCCCUUUGUUAUUUUCCACCUUUUGUUAUGUUUCUAAUUUUGUUGUCCUUACCUGUACAUAUAUAUCCUCUUUGCCUCGUGGCUUUCGUUCACCUGAUGAAGGAGUAAGCAUAUACUCCAAAACGUUGUGUUCCUCAUAAUAAAGAAGUUGACAUCCAUAAACUAUCUACCUUAAAACUGUGAUGUGGUUCCAACUCCGGGCACUGAGACGGGAUGCCGACAAUUGGUCAACCUUGCUUGCUUGUUUGUUGUUUGACGCCGCGCUCCGCAAUAUUCCAGCUAUAUGACGGCGGUCUGUAAAUAAUGGUGUCUGGACCAGACAAUCCAGUGAUUGAUAACAUGCGCAUCGGUCCAAGCAUCUGGUUCCCGGCUGUUAUCCAUAAUAAUAAGGCUUGGGUUGUUUAGAUUGAGCAGUUGCUGAUGUUCGAACCAGUCUAUGAGCACAUCACCAUUAUCAUCAGAUCAAAAGUGUGUAUUGGAUAGAUUUCAUGAAAUUGCUGCGUCUGCUAAUGGUAAACCUCUGGACAUCUGUGGUACUAUACAAGUAUGGAUCAAACUUUGCAAUUUUGAGGUUGUACAGAGAAUACUUAUAUGCAAGGACUUGUUUGAUAGGUACAUGUCUCCUGCCACAAUUAAAAGUCUGCAUUGAUUUAGACAAUUUUGAAUUGAGAACAAGAAGAGGAAAGACAAAAUCUACAAAGAAGACGAUGUGAAGGUGUCUUUAGCUAAGACUGUUGUUGUGAGGAGAGACAUCUAUCACGUGCAGAGCUGGAGGAAGCUUCAUUACGCGUUAAACAUAUCUGGAAAUAGAAAUCACCAAGAGAUUCAGAAUGAUGUGUUGUGUGUGUACUCAGACAAGGGAGAGAAUAGAAAGUUGAUUGUCUUGAAAAAGGUUUCACAAAAUGUACACAGCACUGUAACUGGUGGUCACUUGAGAUUUGCAAAGACACUGGAAAAAAUUAAGCAAAGGUAUUGCUGGCCACGGAUUGACAGUGUGGUGGAAGAUUUUUGCAUUCUUUGUCAAACACGGAAAGAUCCAUAUGUGACGCCUUAUCUCUGCCUCUGUGACUCCUUAUCUCUAUCUCUGUGAUGCCUUAUCUCUGUCUCUGUGAUGCCUUAUCUCUAUCUCUGUGAUGCCUUUUCUCUGUCUC